CCUGCCCGCCCGCCAACAGUUUACGAUAAGCUUUACUGAAGCACUCUAUGCUUCAACAUAUAUAAUUUUCGCGCAAUCAGCGGAAAAGUUAACUUAAAUAUAUACAAGAAUUUUGCUUACCUUGCAAGACAAGCGACUGAGCUUUCGAAUAACUUUGAAAGGGAAAAAGUGUUUACAUCGACGUACUUAUGAAAAAUAAACUGGGAGUCGAAUUUGUAGCAAGCGAGAAGUUCGUCGGCGACUUGCCGAUGAACAUCGGACAGCAGCGAGGACCAAAAAACAAUACACGGCGAGAGUCAAUCACUCCAAAGAUUAUAGUUUGUCCACCCAUGGAAGAAAUGUCGGAACAAAUAACGGCACCUCGCGGGGGACGACUGCUGAAAUCCUUAAACAGAAAAUUGUCUAAACGCAGUACUGAUGCCGAUUCCCUUGGCAGUUCCAGCAGCAGUGACAGUGUAUCUUGUGAUCAAGGUCGAUCUGACGAUCGCUCCUCUUGCUCCGCCAGUGAUACCAGUAGCGAUAACUCGGAACAACAUCGACGUCACCGUUCCACAGUAUCACUACGACGUGUAUUCAAAAGCUUAAACCUAACAGCGCGUUCUCAAUCUUGUUCGUCUACAGAAAGUUCUCGCCAACCAAAAAAACAAUCACAACCUAAGCGCAUCCUUCGACCUCCAGUCACCUACACUUACGUGCGUGGACUCUCUGGUCUUCCUACGCAAAGAGUACCUCGGCACAUGGUGUGCUGUUCUCCCCUAGGCCUCAAUCGAUAAGGUGCAGUUUUUAUGUACUGCUUAGUUUAUGGUAGAUCAUGGACGGAAAUUAAGACUGGUUAAGAAUUAUGUGUAGACUAAAAUGCGCUAGAGUUACAAGUUUUCAUCAUAUCAGUAGGUAAUUGCUGAAAUCGAGGCAAUUAAGCCGAUGUAACGAUGUCUUCAACGAGGACCAAGAUUGAGGUGAUGCCGGUCACUGCCUAGUCACGGCGCGCCUAGCUGCAGUUGUCUCUGUAUACGGAGCUGUGAAUUGUUUAUUUCUAUUUAGAGGACAAUGUAUAAGACUGGUGUAUACCGAUUUGAACUAUGUUCUAUGAAUCUGUCAAAAGUAUUAUUCGGUGUUACUUCACUAAUGUACAUUACACAAAUAUUACUGGAUAUAAUAAUUUAAUGAAUUGCACUCUAGAAAUUUUACAUAUUAAAUUCAUCUUAUGUGUUUCCACAAAAUGAAUACUUUUCGAUCACCAAAAAUAUGCAUGCAUUUUUCACUGAAUGAAUUGUGCACUUACGAUAGUAUUAAGUAUGUAAAUUAAAUAUACUUGUGUUUAAAUGUAAUGACGAAAUUUGGAUUGAUAACAUAAAUUCAUAAUUAUUCUGUUCAUCAAGUAUAGUGCCUUUCCAAGUUUGAACUAAUUAGACCUAGAUAUAUGUAUAUAAAUAAGAAUUGUGUACCUUAUAAGAUUAACUUAAGAUCGGAACAAUGUGAGAUGUCAUCUGUAACAACAUGCUACACCACGUUAGAGUAUUCGAUAAAUAAAUUUACCUUGUCAUCACUUUACGGUAUUUCAAAUAUACUUACUAGAUUACUUGACUAUCUGAACAUUGUGGUUCAAUAAAUUAAUCAAUUGAUAUUGCUGUAUACAGUAGAUAGUUUAAAUAUUGAAUCAAUUAGAUGUAAGUUAUUUUUAUUGCUGGGUACCUUUUCAUAAUUAAUAAAAACAUG
Molecule: messenger RNA, 1716 nt
Organism: Galleria mellonella (greater wax moth)
Lineage: Eukaryota; Metazoa; Arthropoda; Insecta; Lepidoptera; Pyralidae
Exons: 1
Coding region: 189-773 (194 amino acids)
Source: RefSeq, a predicted model, not a curated record